Molecule: messenger RNA, 330 nt
Organism: Caenorhabditis remanei
Lineage: Eukaryota; Metazoa; Nematoda; Chromadorea; Rhabditida; Rhabditidae
Exons: 2
Coding region: 1-330 (109 amino acids)
Source: RefSeq, a predicted model, not a curated record
AUGACUCUAUUCGUAUUCUCCCCAAAUCUCGUCGAGCUGUGGACAGAUGGUGGAAGCAGAGAUGCACAGCGCGGAACCCAAAGCUGCUGCAACUCUGUCAUUUUGGUGUAUUUCGUGCGCCAGCACAACCGAGACAAUUUCAAUCGAUUGGUGGAUGCAAUCUAUCACACUCGCAACAGUCAACUACGGAUAUGGCGUAUGUUUUUGGAUUUGGAUCCCCAGGCUGCAAUGCGUGUUCUUCUACACCAAGAUGACAUCAUUGCCACAUUCAAAGAACGAGAUGUUGUUCAAGUAAGCCAGUGUUACAGUUCAUACGAUCAAAGAAGAUAG